GCAGUUUCAUUCUCAAAGCGUCACUGCUGAACAACACACAAUCAUCUCAAGAAAUCAAGAAGGAAAAUCUGAAGAAGCGUGAGUAAUUGUAAAUUCUGUGCAAAAAAACAGUCAUUACAAGUCGGUGCAUGAGACAAAUCGUAUUUUAUCGCAAGCACACAACAAAACCGAAGUGGCAAUCUCAACAUGAGCCAACAAGACGUUGUCGAAAAUAACCAAAUGGAAGACGUCGUCCAGAACCCAAAUCAAGUGGCCGCAGCAGAAGCAACUGUACCAAAUAGCGAACCUCAACCGUCGGUCUUCAAAUUGGACACGGAUUGCUGGGACGAAGUACUCGAUUGCCUGUCGUUGGAGGAUGUGAACUCGUUUGGUCAAACGUGCAAGGCUUUUCAACGUGUCACCGGCGAAUAUUUCCAAUGGAAAUACGUGAGUGCUUCAGCUCGUUGCUACGAAGAUGGCAUUUACAUCGAUGCUAGAAGAAUGAAUGGUUUCAAUGAAUUUGUCCAAAAAAUUUGGUUUUGGUGUGACAGACUCAAUUCAGCGUUUCAUUACGUUGAAACCAACUGCAAAGCCGAAAUCAAGCAGUUUGGUUUUUCUGGUGUUGAUCUUAGUCAGAUGGAAAUCAAGAUAAUCGAGAAACGAUUGAAAAAAAUCGACAGCGUGGAGCUACGGUGCUGCAAAUUUGAUGAAGACAUUUGGCGAACGUUUUUUGAAUCGUGUACGAACUUGAAGCGACUAAGAUUUUGGACACACAUUGGUGAAUCAUUUGCUUGGCCAGUUCGAAAACAGCCGACACUCGAACACUUGGAAUUGUGUACGAAAGACUCAUUGGAUAGCGAGAAAUUGAAGAAUUUUCUCGACCAUUGCCCAAAUCUUCGAAGCCUUCAAGUCGCAGCAAAUGUGUUAUGGGACAGUCGAAAUUUAAUUUGCGAUGCCAACGUUGAUGACUUGGCCAUUGAUAUGACCACAGACAUCGAUACCGCCAUUGGUUGCUUGAAUGAUCUUCAUGAGAAAGGCUUCUACAAACGAUUGCAUUUUAGAUCUGAACGCAACGUUCCUUCAGCUGAUCAAUUACUUUCGUUGCCCGGACUUGUUACGUUGUACAUUAGUCCGAAAGAAAAUGAAAAUCCCAAUUUUCCCGUUUUGCCCAACAUCAAAGAGCUUGGCAUCCACAAUUUUUUCGUUUAUAAGCACAUCACCAGUCUCAUCAAUCUGGAGCAGCUUUUUAUCAAGCCAGUGAGCUCACACGAUUUGCUGCCGUUCAUUCGUCGAUCAGCAAAAUUAAAAGACGUUGAUCUCGUUGUAUUCCAAGGAAAAGUUCUCGAUAUCGCUGCACUGAACAAGGAACGCAAAAAGUUGGUGGGAGCACGCAAGGUGAACAUUUACGUCAAUGAAGAUGUUUACUUGGCAACAAAAUGGGCAACAACAGAUACCUCGUUGGAACUGAUCGAAUUAAAACGUCGAACAUCACGAGACAUCGUUCGUCCGCACAGCUUUUGGAGAAGAUUCCGACCGGUUAAUUAAGAUUAUUGCAACAUUUUAUUAUCAUUUUCGAAAAACUAAAUGGUAAAUACCAUCUAAGAAUCUUCUUCAAACAAAUUCAUUAACCGCUGAACUAAAGCUUAAAAAAAAUUUGCUGUCAUUAGAUCAACCGUAGGAAAAAAUUCUCCAAAUCUUUUUCUGGAUCUUUCAAUAUCUUCAUGAUUUCAAAAAAAAAAUGUAUGGUUUUCUGAAUAGAUUCAAACAAACAAAAAA
Sitodiplosis mosellana (orange wheat blossom midge) is the source of this 1755-nucleotide messenger RNA. RefSeq lists its product as uncharacterized. The transcript is spliced from 2 exons. NCBI's taxonomy places the organism in Eukaryota, Metazoa, Arthropoda, Insecta, Diptera, Cecidomyiidae. Gene Ontology annotation, molecular function: protein binding. The record is from RefSeq and is a predicted model, not a curated record. Bases 187 to 1524 code for a protein of 445 amino acids.